UGGCACUGCAAUAACAACCUCUACUUUGAGCCGCACAGCAGCUUCAAAUGAUACCUUCAACAUCACCAUAGACAAGACCAGCGACUACCAAUGUUUGCGUAUCCCGCGCCCUGCCAAACAAAGUCUAAGCGACGAUCUAUCCAUAAAAUGCAGCACUGCUGUUGAUCGCAUCACCGUUGUUCAUUGUGACAUCGUACCAUCACCAUACCACCACCACCGUUCGCUGCACACAGAAUAUCAGUUUGUGCCAUCCUCAUCUUGCCGCCACCACUACUGCAUAUUGGCGGCAAUGGACUGCCCUCUGCAACCACAGCUAGUUCGACAUCGUGCAGGCCCGGCUCAGCUGUGGCGAUGGGGAUACUGUUGGCGUUGAAUUUGGUUGUUCAUACGAUCUUGGAUCAGUCAUGGAAAUCAAGCGGGGUUUCCGCCAACCGAUGCCUCAUGAUUUUCCCCGUGGCCGAGCGUGGUAUAACCUUGACAAAAACCACCCCUCCCGUGAGUCUUUUGUAUGAGAUCAACCUGCCGGCCACAAAUUCCUGAACCGUUUCGACUGUCAGCGGCUUCCGUUCGUCAUCAUCUUCAGCCAUUCUGACGGGGCUCCGGACGAUGUACGCACGUGGUCGUGUGACUGGAAGCCCUGCUUGAUCUGUUUCAGUGAUGCCAACGAUAGCCACGUCGAGGAUCAUGGGGUGUUCCAGUAAGACCGUCUCAAGUUCUGUGGGUGAAACCUGCCAACCGUUGACUUUCAUCACCUCUUUGAUUCGGCCUUCAUAAAACACUUUAUUGUCGACAACAAAGACACGGUCGCCGGUGCGAUAGUACCCUUCCGAGUCGAAUGCUGCCCGGGUCUCGUCAGGAUUGUCAAGAUACCCGGUAAACAACACGGGCGACUUGACCAGGGCUUCUGCAAGCUUCCCAUCCUGGGAAACCACAGUACCGUUGUCAUCCACCAGCUUCAGCUCGACAUUGGGUAGAAGCCGUCCAACACUUCCGGAGGUGUCCUUUUCGUUCCAGCCGAACAACGUGUGCCAACCUGCCUCAGUUGUACCCCAGCAUUGGGCGACGACGGCAUUUGGUGCUAGGACGUCAUAUAGCUUGGUCUGGACAUUGACUGUCAUCUGCGCACCAGCGCAGAUGAUGUAACGGAGGCUCUCAAGGAGAGAAUGGGCCGCCACAGGCAGCUGGUUCAGCGAGGCAACGAUCGGAGGAACGAGCGGCACGUCCGUGAUGUGGUGAUUGUGCACCGCAUGCAGGAAAUCCUGGAGCACGAACCUCGGCAGAAAGUAGGUCGGGAUCCCCAGACGGAGAGGUAGGAUCAUGGCCAGGGGCGAUGUGAAUGCGUGGAAGACAGGGAGACAAAUAAGCUGUGAAGGCUAUCAAGUGUGUCAGCUCUAAUCCGUCCGACAGUGGGGUCCAUGGACAGGUGAUGUACCUGGUAAGGCCUGGCGUUGAAUUGACACUCCAACAAUGCACUUUGUGCUACAAUUGAACGAUGUGGAACCAUAGCAGCCUUUGGGAGGCCAGUUGUCCCACUGGUCAUGGAAUAUACCGCGAUCCGGUCUUGAUCAGCUUGAGCAUCAUCGAAGGACCCAUGCCAAUCGCUUUCUCCGUUUAGCAGCAGUGUCUGCCAGUCCCGAAUUUCCUGCAAAGGUGCCCCCUCCGGCAGGCCAACGACGAAGAUAUUGCAUUGAGGCACACCGCAUUCCGAAGCAGCUUGCAUGAUUGGAUGGACACAGCUGCCUUGGACAAAAAUUAACUUUGGCUUGGUGAGUUGGAAAUGCCGGACAAGCUCGGAAGCAUUGUAGGCAGGAUUGGUUCCAGAAACGCAAGCGCCGGUCCCGAUUAUCCCUAACCAAAUCAACGGGUACCAGAUCUAUCAGAUGGCCCCAGAUGGCCCAGGUUAGCCGGGUUACACAAUAGCUUGUGGAACUUGGGAGCUAGCGGCAGCCCUGUCCGAACGACUCGCACCAGAGGUGUACUCACGUUGUUGAAUGCAUGUAGGCACACACAAUCCCCCUCUUUCAACCCCAGCUCUUUCAGGCCUUUGAUCAGACGACGAACGACAUGCAGUGCUCGCAGGGCUGAGAUGGAUCUUGACGGGUCUGUUGCAUCGAUGAAAAUCUGCAAUAUGGCAACUUAGUCAGCUUCUAUCCGACCGUGACAAGUUCACGCAGCUUACCGGCUGGUCAUUGUCAUAUCGACCAAGAUUAGCGAAUGCAAAAGUCAGGAUAUCUGUGAUCGGAAUCGGCGUCGACUUGCUCGGCUUCCAGACUGCAUGAGGGGGAGCCGACGACGUGGGCAAAGACAUUGUGUAACCUGGGCUCCUUCGAGACAGCUGCCAGAAGUGUAUGGCUGGACAGGUGGGCGGCUGCAGGUCAGGUAAGACAGAGAAUGCAGGGAACACGCCUUUGUGAGGCCGGAUGCUAAGGAACCACGGAUCAAGUGUAGGUAUUUGUGAGAGGAGACGGGUCGGAUGGAUGUGGGAAGAAAGAAAGCCACAGUAGCAGGUGGGUGAAAUCAGCGAAGGCUAUGAGGCAGUACGGGUAAAGACUGAGCUAUUGGAGUGAGCAAGGUAUGUCCCUCAGUUGUUGACUGAAGCAGUAAGGAUGUGGUGGUGGUGAAGAACUGGAACAUGACUACAAUGAGAGUCAGUACUAGACUCUACUGCUGCCAUGUCAGCUGCCCAGGUGUGCAAACAGACUGCCUCACUAGUGCUGGCGGUGCAGUGCCAGUGGUCCCAGUUGGAAAUGGUAGGUAGCCACCACUCAACUGCCCUGCGCGCCAUGCACUGCAGUGCAGCAACCUGAAUGUCACUGGCAGCAUACUACUACUACUAUUACUGAAACUGGCCUCGGCCGUGGUUCAACUUCAGGCUGCGGGUGCAGGCAGAGAAGCAGAGCCUUACAACUCCUGGGGGUGGUAGAUAGUACGAGGUAAGGCAGCCUGAGGGCGAGCUGAGACAAUGCGAGCGGGCAGCUUGAUGGCGAAUCUCGACUCGAGCGGAGACUGCUCCCUGCUAUUCCUGCUGCGGUUCUUGCUCGAUUUCGAAUUCGAUGUCGGCCCCGUUCACUGCAAUCGGCUUCGAGUUGAGGCUGCGGGCGGCUGGAACCUGUUGUUCUGACAGCGGCUAACAUUAGUCAAGUCGGCCAUCCCGGCCAGAAUAUGAUACUCCAGCAAGAUCAGAAUGAGGAUAGGUAUACCUCUGGGUCUCAAGCACCUCAGCUGUGGCUCCCAAUCAAUUGGCCACCGCUGGCAGAGGCCAGGAUGGACUGUGCGAAGCGGGCCUGCCGCUCAUGACAAUAUGAUGAUGCUCGCGUCCGCAUAUCAUAUGAGGUUCUGAUUGACCGCAUUCAGCCAUUCAAGAGUAUCGAUUCACUGCAUGGACAGAUAUAGAAGAGGGGAGGAGCAGGGUGGAAAGCGCAGUUACCUGCAAUGAGGUCCACGGUACUAGUACUAUAUCAUUUCUUCUUGCCUGCUACUCCCACUGCACUGGCACCUGGUACGGUGCCAUUCACUACCUACCAGUGCAGUGCACGUUCAACUUGAAGUUCCUCAAAUGGUCGAGUGACGACCACUACGACUGCCCUACUCUUCCUACACCGGCAACACCUCAUCCCAUCAUUAACUCGAGUUCUCACACCUUCACUGUCUUUGUGUCUCCCGCCUUCUUUCGCACACUCGCUGCAGCUGCGGUAUUUCGCUUGCCUUCGAAUCAGUUGCCAGUGCUGCUGGCUCAUUUUCUGUCAUCCUUCGGCUUCGGCUGCAUGAUUUCUCAUUGCCCACGUUUUCGAGUCACCCUCAGCUGCCUUUGCUGCAUUUUCUUCGCCUCCUCUUCCGGUCACCACGACUACCUCUUCUCGUUGCCUCCGACCCCUCUUCUCCAUUCGGCAUCUCCUAUGUAAUAUCCUCCAUCGAUCGCUAUUCUGUCCUCGAGUUCCUGUCCGCGUUGACCUCCCCUCGCCGUCGACCGAGAAUAAACCAAAAUUCCUUGCUGCGCACUCUCAGUUCCUGGAGGACACGAGCAAAGUUACACUUGGCGGACAGCGCCUUUGACACCAGGCAGUUAAUUCUCUUUCAGUUGAGGGAAGAACUGUCAUCUUAAGCCCAGCAUGUCGCUGACUACGUUGCCUCUCGGCUCUGGAGCCCGUUGCAUCACCGCUGAGCCUACCGCUGUGCCAUACAAUCCAGAACCAGCAGUCAAUUCCACAGCCAAUGUUCUCAAGCAUACUUUACCCGGUGAUCUUGGAUGCCAUCCUCGCUUCUCUGAGAGCACAGAGCGAGAGAAUGCCUUCCCGGGCCCUGCGGACCCAGAUUCAGCAAGAGGCAAGCAAGUACAAGCUGAUGCGUCCUCGGCCAGAAGUGCCUCAUCUCUUGUGCUCGAGAAACAUCCGAUCCCCGAGAUAGCAAUGGAAGACAAGAAGUACAACCGCGUACUAAGGAAUCUGCGUUGGACGAUCCUUUCUGUCUACCGCCGCCUCAACUUGAUGGUCUUAGCUGCCAAUGUCAUUGCCAUGAUUGUACUCGCUGUUCGGCAUGAACUCAUUUCCAUGUCACCCGAGUCUGCGGCUACAGCUGUGUCGAUCAACUUGACUGUCGCGGUUCUGAUUCGACAGGAGAUGGUCAUCAACGCACUCUUUUGGACGUUCGGUAAAUGUCCCAAAUGGCUCCCUUUAUCUAUUCGUCGGAUGGCUGCCAAGAUAUAUCACCUUGGUGGCGUUCACAGCGGUGCAGGGAUGUCGGCAGUCCUUUGGUUUGCUUUCUUCAACAUUGCCAUUGUCCGGGUUUUACGUGACAGGGCAGUCCACACGCAUCAGACUGUCAUUCCAGUCAUCACUGUCAUCCUUGACAUCUUGCUGCUUUCCAUCAUUGUCACCGCUCACCCUGCUGUUCGCACAAGGAUGCACAACAUGUUCGAGAUGGUGCAUCGCUUCGGAGGAUGGACGGCCGUCGCUCUGUUCUGGAUCCAGUUCGGGCUGCUUGCUGAUGAACGGGGCCACGACCCAGCGGCCAAUGUUAGCCUCCAAGAGGCUAUUGCAUACAGUCCUGUAUUCUGGACUCUGGUCGUGACCACGGUUUCCCUUGCUCUCCCUUGGGUUUGGCUCAGAAAGGUCCCAGUCCAUGCAGAACCUCUAUCUGACCAUGCAGUUCGUCUCCACUUCACACAUACCAACCUUCCUCUCUGUGCCGCCCCUCGAAUCUCGGACAGCCCACUCGUGGAAUGGCAUGCAUUUGCAGGCAUUCCAGAAGAAGAUGGCCAGGGGUUUUCUGUGCUUGUCUCAAAAGCUGGCGACUGGACUUCACGACUUAUCAAAUCCCCGCCAACUAAGCUGUGGGUCCGAGGAAUACCUGCCAUGGGUGUCCUCCAUGUGGCUCCCAUCUUUAAGAGGAUGGUCCUGGUUGCCACAGGCUCCGGUAUAGGCCCUAUAUUGUCGCUCUUGUGCAAGGGAGAUGUAUCCUGUCGCAUAUUAUGGUCGACUCCAGACCCUGAGGUCACGUAUUCGACCUCAGUGAUUGAGCAUGUCCGUCGUGCCGAUCCUGAAGCCAUCAUCAUCAACACCACUGCUGCCGGGCGACCUAACCUCGUCAGGCUGACCUACGAGAUGUAUGUCUCGUCCGGCGCAGAGGCUGUGUUUAUCAUUUCCAACCCCAGGGUCACGAGAAACGUGGUGUAUGCUCUUGAAUCCCGCGGAGUCCCAAUCUUCGCACCAAUCUUUGACUCUUGACUUGAUGCAACUGGCAAGGAUUCCACUUGUCCGAACCUUUGUGUACAUAUGUGUACCUCAUUCAAAUGUAACCUCCGGCUGAGAUUAUUGAGUUACUCCCCUCGGCGUGCAAUUGCUCUCUCGACAUUGCAACUGUAUUUCGAAGGCUACUUAUGGAGCUUCUGAGGAGCAGGGCACGCGGUGGCGGCCGGCCGGGGGCAAAAAGUGGCGUUGUACGGUCGGGUCAUGCGGCACAAAAUUGCUGGAGAGGGAACCUGAGAUCACGAUGCGACAUGGUAUCCCAGCACGUCUUAUCGCAGCAGUGGAAGUAGCUAGCCGGGCAUGAACAAGUAGAUGUAAUAUUAAUUGACCACAAGAAGAAAAGUUGCUUUAAAAACC
Messenger RNA from Exophiala dermatitidis NIH/UT8656, 6101 nucleotides. RefSeq lists its product as uncharacterized. Lineage: Eukaryota; Fungi; Ascomycota; Eurotiomycetes; Chaetothyriales; Herpotrichiellaceae. The transcript is spliced from 2 exons. Bases 4110 to 5723 code for a protein of 537 amino acids. The record is from RefSeq and is a predicted model, not a curated record.